AAGUGGGCCCCCGUCGACGGGAUGAUCAUCAUCAAGGUAUAUGUUCAAGACACCGAUGACACCUGGAAAGUUCGCGUUCCGGAGGACAUUACUCUACAACGAUUCACGUCGAAACUCCUUUCGAAGCUUGGAUUCCACGUCGCAUUUAGCGGUAGCUGUUUCGAUGGUCCCGAAUAUUACUUCCGCACGGACGACGUCUUUCGGUGUUGGGUCGCCACACGUAUCCGAAAUGGUCGUAACCUCCCCAUAGCCGCACACGUC
Molecule: messenger RNA, 261 nt
Organism: Pisolithus orientalis
Lineage: Eukaryota; Fungi; Basidiomycota; Agaricomycetes; Boletales; Pisolithaceae
Exons: 1
Source: RefSeq, a predicted model, not a curated record